Phragmites australis (common reed) is the source of this 1845-nucleotide messenger RNA. Its product is annotated as probable hexosyltransferase MUCI70. The coding region runs from base 204 to 1598 and encodes 464 amino acids. The transcript has 6 exons. Lineage: Eukaryota; Viridiplantae; Streptophyta; Magnoliopsida; Poales; Poaceae. The record is from RefSeq and is a predicted model, not a curated record.
CUCUAAUAUAAAUCACAAUGUAAAUAAACAGUUUUAAUAACUUGUAUGUGUAGGACGGCUGAAAUUUUUUCCCUCCUCGUUUUGCUACCCAGGCCAACCUAAACGAACUUGGGCCGGACCGGUUUUACCUAGGCCAAGAGCCCACCCACCCGCUAAAUGGCAAACCCACCACGGCCACCAUUUCGCCACCGCUUCCUUCCCCGAUGCCGUCGUCGACGAUCCGGAGCAUCUCCAUCACAGUGUCCGACGACGACGGCGCCACGGCGCCGGCGGCGCCGGCCCCCCUACGAGCCCGCGCCGGACGGAGGAAGGUGGCGCGCGGCCUCGGGCAGCGGGCUGUCCGGCUGGUAGCGCGGUGGUGGCCCGUUCUCCUGCUCCUCCCGGCCGUCGCGCUGCUCCUCUUCGAGGCCUCGCGGCUCCGCGCCUCGCCCACGGCCCCCGGCCCGCCCGUCUCCAGCCUCGGACGGCUCGACCCGACCACGCGCCUCGUCCGUGGCGUGCGCGAGCCUUGCUUGAAGCUCCUUAGUCCCAAAAGUUUAGCAAAUUUGGCAUUUCCUGAAGGCACAGGACUUGAUUAUCUGGUGAAGACGAUCAUAUACAAGUCUGAUGAUGACGACUAUGACACAUACCGCUCUGAGGCAGACUCUACAUAUUUACUGCAGCAUGCAGAAGCAUCAAGGUUUAAUUUGUUUACAGGAUUUCAGACACUUACUGAAAGAGAAGAUGGCUUCAAGGUGAAUGGGACUGUUAAUGUGCACUGCGGUUUCUACAGCGACAAUGGUGGCUUCAAAAUGUCUGAUGAAGACAGGAGAUACAUGAGAGCUUGUAAAGUUGUUGUGUCUACCUGCGCAUUUGGUGGUGGGGAUGAUCUGUAUCAGCCUAUUGGAAUGACCAAUUCUUCUAUUGGCAGGGUUUGCUACGUGGCUUUUUGGGAUAAGGUGACACAAUCAACUCAGGAAGCUGAAGGAAAGAUAAUAGGUGACAACGGCAUGAUAGGAAGGUGGCGUAUCAUUGUUGUAAAGAGCGUCCCUUUUGUGGAUCAACGAUUAAAUGGAAAGAUACCAAAGAUGUUGAGUCAUCGUCUUUUCCCAGAAGCAAGGUACUCCAUUUGGGUGGACUCUAAAUACCAAUUUCGUAGGGAUCCUAUAGGAGUGCUCGAAGCUCUUCUUUGGAGGACAAACUCUACCUUUGCUAUUUCUGAACAUGGAGCACGGAGUAGCAUUUAUGAUGAGGGGAAAGCUAUUGUUCAAAAGCACAAGGCUACUCCUGAAGAAGUAGAGGUGCAGUUAACUCAGUAUCGUCAAGAUGGUAUGCCAGAUGAUAAAAGAUUACACGGAUUGAAAGCUUUAGCUGAAGCCUCUGUUAUUGUGAGGGAGCUCACCCCUGGAACGAACCAUUUCAUGUGUGCUUGGUUCAAUGAAGUGGUCCGCUUCACAUCUCGGGAUCAACUCAGUUUUCCAUAUGUUUUAUGGCGUCUAAAUAUGCCCGGAAUCAGCAUGUUUCCUGUAUGCACUCGCAGGGACCUUGUCAACAGUUUGGGUCACACAAGGAAAGUAAAACCUCUUACACAGAUGAACUCAGAGUCUUCUGCCUCAUGACAUUAUUUUCCUCAUUCAUUUGCUGAUAGUCAACUAACCGUUGAUUUACGUGUGGUUCUAGUCCUUGACAUCUCUUGAUCCACAAUUUUGUUGUAAAUUAUUCUUUUCAUUUUCCUCUAAGAAUCAUGACUUGUACAUGGACCUGAACCUGAUACACAUUAAGCUGGUACUUUAACUGCAUCUACCUGUAAAAAUAUCGUUUUCUUUGGUAAGAAUAAAAAUAUUCCGCCUUUACUUUUUACUAAUA